This is a messenger RNA of Vigna radiata var. radiata (mung bean), 5249 nucleotides long. RefSeq lists its product as uncharacterized. The record is from RefSeq and is a predicted model, not a curated record. Gene Ontology annotation, biological process: protein targeting to vacuole; protein retention in Golgi apparatus. NCBI's taxonomy places the organism in Eukaryota, Viridiplantae, Streptophyta, Magnoliopsida, Fabales, Fabaceae. Gene Ontology annotation, cellular component: extrinsic component of membrane.
UAGACAAUUAUGUCAAUGUCCUCCUCACUCUCUGAGAUAUCUAGUCAGAAUACAAUAAAAAAAUUGGAGAAAAAUGAUUGGUCUUCUAGCCAUGAAGUUGACAAUUGUUUGGAAGCAAUGAUUCCUGAUGGGGCAAUUGUUGCUAUCCAGGAUGUCAACCAACACAUGUAUUUUACAGUUGAAGGUGAAGAAAAGACUUUCAGAGUAGGUGGUGUCAUUCAUUAUUCUCUGGUAGGAGAAAGGGCUCUUUUCAGGGUCAAACAUUGUCCUCAAAGGGGGUGGAAUUCUACAGUUUUGUGGUUUUCCUUUAUAUCAUUGUUUGCUAAGAAUGAUAUGGGUGUUCCGUUGAGAUUAAAUUUUCGACCAGGAUCUUGUUUUGUUGACAUCUGUUGUGNUAAUGAUGGAGGAUGUGCACUCUGGAGAGCCAAUCCUGCUCAGGGCGAAAAUGAUGUAGGAUUCAUUGACUCAGAGAUUAACGAUCAAUCCCUAAAGAGGACUUUCUACCUUGUGAACAGAAAGAACGACUCUGCUAUUGCUUUUGUAGAUGGUGCUUUAGAGUUUGUCAAGAAGCCUGGAAAUCCAAUCAAGUUCAAAAUUUUUAAUGAUAUUACUGCUNCUCAUAGUGCUUCGGAGAUAGCUAGCUAUCCUAGAAUGGCUACGGAAACUACUCUAUACACAGAUGAAGAAAGUACUUCCUGGCAGGGUGGAAAGCUUCCGUGUAUUAAUAUUAAAGUUGAAAAAGUUUCUCUGAAUAUUGUUCAUGAACUUUCAGAUACGGAGUAUCUCUUCCCUCUCAUUUGUUUGCUCCUGAACAGUACACAACUCAAUAUACAAACAUUAGCAAAGAAAUCCAGGGUCAUUGGCACAUCAAGUGCAGAAGCACAUUAUUUUGAUGUUGAAAGAAACUUAUGGGGAGAACUUCUCCAUCCUGUGGAAAUUUGCCUUUUUUACCGAUCUGACAUGGAAGCUCAACUUUCAGAAAAUAGAUCUCAUGCUGUGCCUGUUAAUUACUUCUGCAGAAUGAAAGAGCUGGAUGUUUUCUUGAAUGAGAAUUCAUUGGACGUGCUUCUCUUUUUGAUUGGGAAAUUGAAUCUAUCUGGUCCUUACUCACUUCGAUACUCCAUCAUUCAAGCUAACUGCUGCAAGGUGGAAAAUGAAACAGGCUUAAAUCUUCAUGUUCACUUUGACCAGCAAAGUAUAAUAAUACCCAGAAAGCAAUCUGCGUCCAUUCUAUUAAGGGGGGUCUCUAAUUUCAAAAAUCAAGAUUCAGAAGCAACUUCUAUUUCUAUCCAACUUACUGAUCUUGGUUCAUUUGCAACUUCUUCUAAUAAUGUCUUACUUUCACGAACACAGACUCUUGCUUGGAGAACUCGGAUAAUGUCUACAAAAGGUUCAACAACUUUCCCCGGGCCAAUAUUUGUGGUUAACAUUACCAGAAAUUCAGAGGUUGGCCUGUUGGUUGUUGUUUCACCCUUGAUUAGAAUCCAUAAUGGAACUGGAUUUUCAAUGGAACUUCAAUUCCAGCGGCUUGAGCCAAAGGAAGAUGAGUUUGCAUCUCUGUUGUUAAGACCAGGGGAUUCUAUUGAUGAUUCUAUGGCUAUGUUUGAUGCCAUAAACUUCUCUGGGGGAGUAAAGAGGGCUUUAAUUUCUCUGAGUGUUGGUAACUUCUUAUUUUCAUUUAGACCCAAAAUAGCAGAGGAGCUGAUUAAUUCUGAAAGUUCUCUUUCUUUGGGAUGGUCGGAUUAUAUUAAAGGUGGAAAAGCUGUUCAUCUAUCAGGAAUAUUUAAUAAAUUGAACUACAGAAUUCGCAAGGCAUUAUUUGAAAAAUCAGUCAAGUAUUCCUUUAGCACAUCAUGUUGCACGCUCAAGUCUGAGGGGAAGAGUAUUGCAAAUAUGCAUUUUCUCAUUCAAACAAUUGCUACAGAAAUCCCUGUUGUACCCGAAAAGUCUGCUGCUGUGUUGAAAAAUGAUAAUCCAACAGUUUCAUUGCUAGAAAAGAAAGAAAUAUAUCUUCUUCCUACUGUGCGGAUGACUAAUUUAUUGCAUUCUGAGAUAGAUGUCAUUCUAAGUGAAACAGAUCAGUCAAAUCUGGUUGGAUAUGACAAAAUUGGGAAGCAGGCAGUUAUAUCAUGUGGUUCCACAGUUGACUUUUAUGCCAAUCCAGAAGUUAUAUACUUCACUGUGUCUCUACCUUCUGCCAAUUCAAGUUCCAAGCCAGUAAAUAGUGGAGACUGUAUGAAAAAGUUUCUGAAGCAGAACAAUGAUGUCCAUCAUCUGGAUAUAAAUUUGGACUUUGGAGGAAAGUUUUUUGCAACCUUGAGAUUGUACCGUGGAAAUAGGGGCGUUCUGGAGGUUGUCAUUUUUACAUCCUAUUCCAUUAAGAAUGAUACAGACUUUCAAAUUUUUGUUCUUGAAACUAAAAGAUCUCCUUUAUCCAGAAUUGAAUUAGAGAACUUAAAUCCGGGUGUUCCUUCAGAGCUAGGUUUAUGUUUGCCACCAAAGUCGACUACUUCAUGGUUCCUGAAAUCUGAAAGAGUGCUUCUGAAAUUGCUGGAGGACCAUACAUCUGAGGCAUUGCUUGACUUUGGUUCUCUAUCCGGCCUUGCAGAGAUAAGCUUUGAAAAAGAAGAGGGUUCUGGAUUUAAAUCAGUAACAAAGCUUGGAAUUUCUAUAGGUCCUUCUUUAGGAGAAAUUGCUGUGCCAUCACAAAUGGUGACCUUGGUUCCACGAUAUGUAAUUUGCAAUGAAUCUGAAGAAUGUAUCACCAUUCGCCAAUGCUAUUUACAGGAUGAGGUGGCAGGUGUUAUUUCCAUUAGCAGCAAACAGCGAAUGCCACUACAGCUGAAGGAAGGAUUUAAAAAGAUGAGAGAGUUCAGUGUAUUUGAGCAUUUUAUCAGAAAGCACAGAAGUUCUAGUGACAAUUCCUUGUUAUAUGUUCAGAUUCAAUUAAAUGAGGCUGGACUGGGAUGGUCUGGGCCAGUUUGCAUAGCCUCUCUAGGACAUUUUUUCCUGAAAUUCAGAAAACAGACUAAUGAAGUUACAAUAUCAGACAACAAAAUGACACAAUUCGCAGCUGUGCAUGUGGUGGAAGAAGGUUCUACACUUGUAUCAAGGUUCUACAGGCCCCCAACUAUGAGCCUGCCUUAUCGAAUUGAGAAUUGUUUGCAAAGUCUAUCAAUAACUUACUAUCAAAAGGGUUUGUUGGAACCAGAAGUUCUUGGACCUGCAUGCAGUGCUGAUUAUGUAUGGGAUGAUUUAACCCUUCCUCGAAGAUUGGUUAUCUGCAUCAAUGAUAGCCUUCAAUUACGUGAGAUUAAGUUGGAUAAGGUGCGAGCAUGGAAACCAUUUUUUAAACUUGGGCAGCAAAGGUUAUUAGCUCCCCGUUUGCUUUUAGACAGAAGAUCAAGAGAUCAGAUGAUGAGUUUCAGUCGUCAUAAUGGCCUGGAAAUGGAAAAAGUGGGGUAUGAAAUAUAUGCAGAGGGUCCAACCAGGGUUUUACGAAUUUGUGAGAUCCAUAAUAGUUUCAAGAUGGAUACAAUUCUUGAUUUGUGUGCAAAAGUUCAAUUGAGAGUUUCUCAGUUUGCAAUUCACCUACUUGAACAUGUAAAACAGGAGGAAGACAACAAUGAGUACAAAGAUUUUACUCCAAUUGUAAUUGCAAAGCUUGGGAAUCUGCACGUGAUUACUGUUUCUAAUAAUAAUCAAACAUAUAACCAAUUCAGUUUACAGUACAUGAAUUUGGAGCUUAAGUGGAAUGGAGCUCCUUUUGCAUCAAUGCUUCGCAGACAUCAACUAGAUUACAGUGACUCAAAUGAUAGUGUACUAAAGGUUGUUUUUGUUGUACUUACGUCAUAUACCAACGUUAAGCAGUUUAGAUACUCAUCAAUUUUUCUUCAGCCGAUUGAUUUGAAUCUUGAUGAGGAGACAUUGAUGAAAGUUGCGUCAUUUUGGAGAACUUCUCUUAGUGACUCUGAGAGUCAGCGAUUUUACUUUGACCAUUUUGAAAUCCAUCCAAUAAAGAUCAUUGCAAGCUUUAUCCCUGGGGAAUCACGUUCAAGUUACAACUCAGCGCAGGAGGCUUUGAGAUCCUUAAUUCAUAGUGUGAUAAAGGUACCUCCCAUAAAAAAAUUGGUAGUAGAAUUGAAUGGGGUCCUGAUUACCCAUGCUCUGAUAACAAUACGUGAAUUAUUUAUUAAAUGUGCACAACAUUAUUCAUGGUAUGCAAUGAGGGCCAUAUAUAUUGCUAAAGGAAGCACUUUGCUUCCCCCAGAUUUUGUUUCUAUUUUCGAUGACUUGGCUUCAUCAUCCCUUGAUGUAUUCUUUGAUCCAUCUCGUGGAUUGGCAAAUCUUCCCGGACUCACCUUAGGUACUUUUAAAAUUAUAAGUAAAUGUAUCAAAGGUAAAGGUUUUUCAGGGACAAAACGGUACUUUGGUGAUUUAGGGAAAACUUUGAGAUCAGCAGGCUCCAAUAUUGCUUUUGCUGCAGUAGCUGAAAUAUCAGACUCUGUUCUGAAAGGUGCAGAGGCAAAUGGUUUCAAUGGAUUGAUGAGUGGCUUCCACCAAGGAAUUCUAAAAUUGGCUAUGGAACCAUCAGUUCUCGGAACUGCAUUGAUGGAAGGUGGCCCCGAUCGAAAAAUAUUGCUUGAUCGAAGUCCAGGAGUUGACGAGUUAUACAUUGAAGGAUAUAUCCAAGCCAUGCUGGAUGCAGUUUAUAGACAAGAAUACCUUAGAGUCAGAGUUAUUGACAAUCAGGUUAUCCUGAAAAACCUACCUCCAAAUCAUUCCCUUAUCAAUGAGAUAACAAAUCGUGUUGAGGAGUUCCUUGUGAGCAAGGCAUUACUUAAAGGAGAUCCGUCAACCACAUCCCGCCCUUUGAGCCGUCUUCGCGGAGAAAGUGAAUGGAGAAUAGGACCGACAGUCUUGACAUUGUGCGAACAUCUUUUUGUAAGCUUUGCAAUACGCAUACUGCGAAAGCGAACUAACAAGUUUAUAUUCGGCAUCAACUGGGGAAUGAAGUCCGAGGUUGGCAGUCACGCAGAUGUGCCAGCGAAUUCUAGUCAAAAGGUGCAGAAAGUGAGUUUCAUUCGAAAAUGGGAUCGGCAAAUUUGUCUUGUCUGGCUUAUUGGCAUAUAUUGAUGGUCGUCUAUGUCGUGGCAUUCCCAAUCCUGUAGCACGGAGAGUAGUUAGUGGUUUUCUAUUGAGUUAUAUUGAUCAAAAUGAUGAUGAGUAAAUUCUACUAUUGUCAAUAA